Molecule: messenger RNA, 2743 nt
Organism: Centrocercus urophasianus (Greater sage-grouse)
Lineage: Eukaryota; Metazoa; Chordata; Aves; Galliformes; Phasianidae
Gene: DAPP1
Product: dual adaptor of phosphotyrosine and 3-phosphoinositides 1
Exons: 8
Coding region: 17-808 (263 amino acids)
Source: RefSeq, a predicted model, not a curated record
GUCCCCCGGCGGGACGAUGACCCAGCGCCGGGAGCCGAGCGCCCAUCUGGACGAGGAGCUGCGGGCGCUGGGGUGGUAUCAUUAUAACCUUACUCGACAUGCAGCAGAAGCCCUGCUUCUUUCCAAUGGCAAGGAUGGAAGCUAUCUCUUGAGGAAGAGUAACGAAAGGGAAGAUUUGUAUUCCCUCUCUGUAAGGGGAAAGGAUUCUGUGAAACAUUUUCAUGUUGAAUAUACAGGAACCUCACUCAAAUUUGGAUUUAAUGAAUUUUCCAGCUUGAAGGAGUUAGUCAUGCAUUUUGCAAAUCAACCUUUAAUUGGAAGUGAAACAGGAACCUUAAUUGUAUUGAAGCAUCCCUACCCACAUGAAGUGGAGGAGCCAUCUAUUUAUGAGUCUGUCCGAGUUCACACAGCAAUGCAGACAGGAAGGACAGAAAAUGAUCUUGUUCCAAAUGCUCCCUCACUUGGUACUAAAGAAGGAUAUUUGAUAAAACAAGGCAAAAUUGUUAAGAACUGGAAGACAAGGUGGUUUACACUGCAUAGGAAUGAACUUAAAUAUUUCAAAGACCAGACAGCCACAGAACCAAUUCGGGCACUCGACUUAACUGAAUGCUCAGCAGUGCAGUUUGACUAUUCCCAAGAAAGAGUCAACUGUUUCUGCUUAGUGUUCCCACUAAGAACAUACUACCUGUGUGCAAAAACUGGAAUAGAAGCAGAUGAGUGGAUUAAAAUACUGCGAUGGAAACUGGUAAGAUGGUGUGUGUUGUUAAAAGGCAGUAUGCCUUGUGAUAUGAUAAACUCCCAGUGCUAGAGCACACCAGUGCUACAGGUCUCACUAUCUGCAUGGAGAGAGUGCUGCUCUGGCUUCCAGGCCAACUAGACUAGAAUAUGGAGUUUUCAUGAAAUGCAUGAGCCUGGCAGCCCACUUUACUACUUUUGGGAUGCCUUUUUGAUAUUUAGGCUUGUUAUGAAGAAGCAAUGAAUUAACAUCAUUAAAGUCAUUGCCCUGUAGAUGGUGAACAGUAUUGAACAGCACAGAUUGCACACGUUGGUCCUGAAGGAAACAGGAAGACUUAAAAACGUUACUUCCUUAAAAAAAAUGAGUAUUUAUCUUGGUUUUACUCAUCCACAUCCACAUCCACAUGCAGGUAGACAAAUGAUAACGGGUUGUUUCUCUGUUCUAGUCACAAAUACGGAAACAAGUGGAGCAGCGCAAUGCCCCCAGUUCCCAGUUGCACCCCUAAUCCUUCCAUUCCACGGGCAGGAAUUGCCUCUCAACCACAGGGAAGGCAUCUGACCACAGGAAGAGAGUUCCACAUCUCCACUACUUGCCCACACGCAGACAUUUGCAUCCAGCUCUGCAUACAGAGGAUCUGUACAGCUUUCAGGACUGCUUUCAUGUUGCUGAGUCAUGUGUGGAGACCAUUGCAAAAUCACAGCGUCAGUUUGAUGUGUGUGGUUUAUGUCUUCAAGGCUCAAUCAUUCAGGCACCCAUUAACUAAACACAGAAGCAGUCACUUCAGAACUUCUGUGGUUAUCCAGAGCCAUCUUGAGAACUUACUGCACGCUCCAUCACAGCUACCGUUAGCAGCCACAGACUGUAACACUCAGCCUGUUAUUUAAAAUUGGGCCUUUCUGGAAACAUUAAAUAUUACUUUUGUGUGGCCUGUCGGGAUCUAGGCCAAAAGAAGAAUGACAGAGCCAAUUACAUUUUUGUAAGUACUAUCUACAUUAACACCCGCAGAAUUAAACCUAGUAUUUCAAGACUUUUGAAGGUAAUGGAGGAGUAAUACUUCUGGUCAAGUAUAUUUUUGUACAUUUUAGAUUUAUACCACAGUUACGGCUUUGAAUGAACGUUUAUUUUAAAUGGCAUGGACAGGAUAUGGUAAGCAGCGACAGAAACACAUUUGUUUACAAACCCAGGCUAUGAAAAACAGGCAGCUAGUUCUCAGCACAUGUGUGUGCUGCUACAGGACCCUGAGGAUGGAUGACAGAGCUCUGCAGAAGGCUUUGCUGGUGGCAGCCACCAACGUUUUAGCAGCAUUGAUGGGACCACAUGCUCCCCUUUGAAAAUGAGCUGGAUUUUGUAUUUUUUUUCCCCUCAAGCAGAUAACUUGGUUUAUAAAAUGAGAUUUCAUCCACAACUGCAUUCAAGAAUUAAGCACUGCUUGCUUUACACUGAACAAGAAGAGCAACAGGAAAGCACAAUAUACACUAAAAAACAUACACGUGUGCGUGUGUGUUUGAAAGAGUAUAUCUUCUACAUGAUGGAUGAAAAUUUCCAUAUGCAUUUUGGAAGACUCAAGCACACCUAAGUGUUGUGGCUCACCAGAGUUCAGAAGCAGAAGCCUUGUGCUUUGGUGCUACAAUGAAAAAAAAGAGGUAUUAUGUUUUGAAAGCAAGUUUUGACACUGGAGGGUCUCAAGGCCAGCCUGGUCUAUCUCCCAUCUGACUGCUCCUCUGGGAGACGUGGGGUGAGCAGGGAGAUCCCUCUCUCUGUAAUGGUCACAUUUCUGACGAACUGCUGCAUGCAUGCAAACCUUUUCCCUGGACAAUGUGCAGCUCAGUGUUCAGUAGAUGCCUUUACUGUGAGAAAGUUGAAGAGAAAAAGGAGCAGAAACAUACUAGAAGAACAUACGAGAUGGAAAAUCCAGCUUUGGACAGGAAUAGCAUUUUAUUUCAACUUAUACAUUCAAAACAUUUGUAAAUAUGUUUAUAUACUGUUUUCUGAAUAAAAAGUCAUUAU